CGUCGGCCGGCUCUCUCUGCUGGUCCUGUCUCCAUUUCUGUGUUCUGUGCCCUCAUCGAGAAGCAGCACUCUGAAAACCGAACAGCGGGAGGACCUUCUGAUUCGCUUCCCCGCCGCUUCGUUCUUGCCGUCCGCGUCCACCAGAUCGCUUGCUCUCUCUGCUCUGGGCUUCGCUCGUCCUCCGCUUGGAACCGCAGCGACUUCUGUGUCGUCUUCGCGUCUCUCUCUCUCUCUCCCCGCCUCUCGCCACCAUGGCCGCUCUGCAGCCCCCGCCUCCUCAUGCGUCCUCUUCUCCCUCGUUCUCUCCUGCUCCUGCCUCUGCGUCUCGCUGUGUGUCGUCGAGCCUUGUGGUUCCCCAGGACUCUCGUCAGCCAAGGGCGCUCCGUCUGCUCUGCUGGUUUCUCUGCCAUAACGAGUACAACGACUUCCGUUUUGAGGAACUGGAAGCCCUCGCAGAAGCUGAAGGCGUCUCUAAGGCGUUUCUGUGGGGAGGCGAAAAGGCUCGCGAAUCUUCCUCAACGCCCAAACCUGUCUCGUAUCCGCCUUCCCCGCUGACUGCCGCCAACGCAGCUGCUGGCGGUGGUCCUUCUUGUUCUCUUUCGUUUCCUCCUGCUUCGCUUCUUGCUUCGCCUCUCGCUUCUCCGUCGCCUCCUCCGCCUUCGAUGUGCUCUUCGCCGUCUGUGCCUCCCUUGCCCUCGCCAUUUGGGUCUCCGCUCCUCCCUACGUCCUCGGCUUCCUCGCCUCCGCCGCUGAGUUCGCUCGCGCCGAAUGCUCUUCCUGCGUUUUCGGCACCCCCCAACGUCCUCGCUGAGGCCUCGCCGCCGACGUCGCCUGUUCUCCGGGUGCCGCCGUCUUCUCCCUGCUCUUCGCCUGCUUUCUCGUGGACUGUUUCGGCGCCUGCGCCGGCUGCGCCUCUCGCUGCAUGCCGCCCUGAAGAAGCUUCUCGAAAGCAAUUCGUUUACUGUCACUUUCCCUCAGAAGAAGCAGCUUGCCGGAUCCUGGAAAAGAGCAUUCUCGUUCGCGCGUUCAUCGAAGUCUGGGCUGAGGGGGAGACUUAUGAGGAGGUGAUGGAGCAGAUGCAGCGGCCCGAGAAUCUGUCGCUUUUUCGACGCUACGUCAACGAUCGUCGGACCUGGUCGUUUCGAGUGAAGGCCUUUGGGAAGUCGCUCUCUGUCGAGGAGCAGCGAGAGAAGAUGAACUUCUUUGCACCUCUUUUUUCGGGCAAAGAAAGAGUCUCGCUUGAGCAUCCCGACGUCACCCUGGCCCUUGCUGAGGAGUGGGUGCAUGCAUCCGAGCCUGGCGACCGGCCUGCAGAGAAGCCGCUGCGGAUUUUUCUCGGCCGCGAAAUUGCUUCUCGUCACGCAGACAAAACCGCGCAGCCGUGGUGGUGGCAUUUGCGGCUUUCUCGCCGACCCGUCCUCGGUCCAACCUCCCUCGACGUCGAACUCGCCUUCCUCAUGUGCCAUCAGGCGCAGGUGAAGAGAGGAACUCUCGUUCUCGAUCCGUUCGUCGGAACAGGAAGUAUUCUCAUCUCUGCCUCCUACUACGGAGCGACAUGCGUCGGCUCCGAUAUCGACAUUCGCGUCCUGAAGGGAUACAGCGUUGCGUAUCUGAAUCCCCACAUAAAACACCCACCGAACGGUAAGACUUACGGCUGGCCCGGCUUCGAGAGAAAACGCGAGGAAGAAAAAAAAAGCGAGUGAAGGCCAGCUCUGGCAAUGCGAUCAGGUUCCGCUGGUAGGUGAAACCGAGACUAAGGAAGGGAAGCUUCCAACGCGAGGGGGACGCAAACAACAGAAAGGACUGAUGCGCCCCGAGACCAGAAGGCGACCUGCAAAGGCACCAACGGGAGAUGAGGGAGGGGAGGGGAAAGAGGUAGAGCGCGAAUCCGAGGAGAUGUGAGAAACGCGGAGGGUGUGCAAACCACGAACAAGCAGAAGACUGCAGACGAGAACUGGCGAGGAAAGGGCAUUCGGACGUCGUAAACAUGUUCGUGGUGACUCUUGUUUCCAAAUCGGUCAUGGCAGCCUAGGUUUGGGAGUGAGGCAAGCGACAGAAGGAACUCAGCGACAUGUUAAGAAUGAGAUCGCGGCUACGUUGGAGAAGAACGGAACUGCGGUUUUGUCGCUGGUUUCUGUUCAGCGAAGAAAGACAUCUUCCGAAACUUCCAAGAAUACGGACUGCCCCGGCCAGAAAUCGUUCGAGGUGACAACGCUGCGUGGGUACGUUGGAGGCUGUCUGGAAAAACUUUUGUCUCCCCGACCUGCAGUAUUUCUGCCUCAGUCUCGCUGGGCCGCGGACGGGGAGGUGCCUGAUGCAGUCGCGUUCGCGUUUUUCCUCAGUGGCUCGCGACUUCUUUCUCAAGGCCUCUUUUCUCGCGGCUUCGCGCCCCGCUAUCACGUCGGACCGUCGCUUUCUCGUCACCCUAUUCUCCGCCAGUCGAACGGUUUAACCUGGAAGCAUCUACGUAUAUAUAUAUAUAUAUAUAUAUAUAUAUAUGCAUAUACUUAUGUACAUAUAUAUAUAUACAUAUAUAUAUAUAUAUAUAUAUUUAUGUAUUCAUGCUUGUACAUUAGUGUAAUUGUAUAUAUCUGGACUUCCCCUCUAUUUGGUCAUAUCCUUUAUUUCAAAUACAUCUAUGCGUAUGUCCCCCUAUUGCUAUAUAGUCGCUUGAUAGUGGCAUCUGCUACGAGAUGUGCGUUUCUGUCUCUCGACUGGGUAUUUCGAAAAUGCACUUGCCGGAGCAUUUUGUUGAGUUCCUCUCUGUGUUUUCCAUCGCCGUCUUUUCCUUCGCGUCUCGGACAGUCUCGCUCCCGCGCCACACGCGUUUUUCAAGCUUCAUGCUGGUGGAGGUAUUUCCUGUUUUUGUGAGACUUCAAGUGGAUUAUCAAUGCAUUCAAUAUGUGAUGCCCUUGCCUCUGUGUAGCUCAUGCUUCGUCCUCUGCUGUUCUCUCUCAUUCUCAGGUGUGGAGGCUCCCGCCGCCCAUCGUGCCGGCCAGGGAACAUCCGAAGGCUGCGGCGGAGAUCGAUUUGCAUACAUUGGAGAAGCGCGCCGAGGGAGAGCAGCAGAGCGGAAGAAAACGCGCAUACUUGGAGAGGUCAGGGUGCUCUGCAGGCCAGCCUUGGGUCGACGCUAUCGUCACCGAUCCGCCCUACGGUAAGCCAUGGGAGGGGAAGAAGAAGGCGAACGAGAGCAAUGAAAAAGCGUUCUGGAAUUUCUCCGAAUUCGAGUUUGGGAGAGUGAACACCGUUCUGCGUUGACCAUGAUGAGCACCCUUGCGGUGACCCAUGAAACAGAAAGUUUUUUUUUUACGCGCGCUACCUUUUGCAGGAGCUCGCAUGAAAAGACAUAUGCCAAGAAGGCAGUGAAACCGUGCUUCGUCGUUGAGAGAACGGACGAAAGAGUUAACUGCGAGUAUCGACGCGAAGCAAAAGAACCGGAGGAGACGAUGACAGGGUCGGGAAGCAUCAAAGGGAUGAAAGGGAGAUGAGGAAGGAAACGGACGAGAAGACGAGGCAUGAGGAGAAGACAAGGAACAGCAAAAGAAGCAGGAACAAAAGCGAGAGGCUUUCAAAUACGGCAGCUCGCGCAUGGGCGGUAUUUCGUAUUAGCGAGAAAGUUCUUUAUGGUAAACGGCAGUGAGUGUGAAAUGGGUUGCCUGUCCUUGCCCUUGCGAUUUCAGUAGACACACCAUGAAAGGGGAGUGCCGUGAUCAUUGGCUGCUGACUACUGACGCGUCACUUUUUUCCUCGGUCUUCUUGCCUGGUUGGCCGGCGCUCCUGCCCCCGUUGCCAAAAUGUCGAUAUUCUUUUUUUUUUAUUUUUCCAAAUGGUUUCUUCAGGGAUCCGAGCGGGUGCACGGCAGUCUGGCCACCAGCAGAAGCACAAGCGAGGGCAAGAACGCACAAACGAAGAGUGAGAUUCUCUCUCUAUUACAAUGCUUUCCAAUAUUCCGUCCUUUUUCAGAGUUUGCUGUUUGUUGUGCUUUGAUGUUUUUAGGUCUAGCAAUUGUAUGUCUCUCAGUCCAUUGUUUAGGUUUUUUUACGUUUCGCAAGUCUUCAGGCUCUUCUGCUGGUUCAUUUCUCUCGAGGUUAAACUGCUUCGUUUUCUCUUAAACUCCUUAGACUUCCCCGCAGACGCUUUUUCUGUCAGUCCCGCGGAAGACACCCCCACACACAACCGAGUCUCUCAACAUGCAGUUGCUGCAUCGCCAAGUUAAUAAAUAAAUGGCUCUAGAGCAACAAGAAGGCACUUACACAGACUACCGACAAUAUCAACAAAUGUUUCAUUCGAUGAUAUUCGCAUCCGGUUCUUUUUGAAGUGCUGGGUACAUGUUUUUAUACAGGUUUCGUUGCAUAUAUAUAUAUAUAUAUAUAUAUAUAUAUAUAUAUAUAUGCAUACAUAUAUAUCUGUAUAAUGGGCGAGCGUGGAGAGACAUGUCAGUAAUAGAGUCGUUUCAAAGUCAGAAGUGUGGAAGAGCGCGUUUGGUAGAUUGCCUUGGUGGCUGUUCAGCGGCUGUGUUAUUGUCCCAGCAGUGUGAAUGCCUUUUCUCUGUUUUUGCUCUGAUUUGUGCAGACGCUUGACGUAUAUCUCUCCUACGGUUUUAUACGACCCUCAAACGGUCGUCAGUGACUUGUUGAAUCUGGCCGCAAGGCUCCUCGUCGACGACGGGAGACUGGUCUUCCUUCUCCCUGUCGACCUCUCCACGUAAGCAGAAAACGAAGGAAACGAAACCUUGACCGCAAAGGAGGUAACCCUGUUGAGGAAGAGCGUGACUCUGGCAGUGCGAAGGAGGAGAAACCAGGAGAAAAACGAGACUGAGACAGGAGGACGGAAGAGUGAAGGAGAAAGACAAUUGAAACGGACGAGACACUAGAGAGAAAGCCAGCGAGGACGGUGAAGCAUAGAGGACGGAGAGUGGCGAGGAGUCGCCCGAGUCGGAGCCAACGACGAGGACAGGGAGAGAAACGAGAAGGGUGUCGAGAACGACAGAGAGAGGGGACGAAAAACGAGAGAAAAGAGGAAAGGAGCGAAUGAGGGAAUCAGGAGAAGGAAGGUGCGGAGGCGACCCGCCAAGGCGCAUGUCCACUCUGUGCUGUCCUGCCUGCGUCCUCGUUCAGAUGUGAAAUUGUCCUCGUUUGUUUUCCUUUUUUUCUCUCGGCAGGGCCCACGAGGAACUGAAUCUUCUCCACCACGAGGACCUCGAGCUGGUCGCUUUCAGUUUGCAGCCGCUGUCGGGAGGUGCGUUGCGGAAUCAGAAAAUGUUCUAAAUAAAGUUCUGAGAGAAGCCUUGCCUCGCGCAGGCGGAUAUGCAAGAGACAAAAGUAACGGAAACACUGCAAGCUUCAGUUUGGGGUGUUUACAUCGGUGUGGCAUGCGCGCUCUCCCUCUCUGCGUUUCGCUGCAGGCGUUGGACGGUACUUGGUGACCAUGAGAAGAAGACGACGAUCGUCAGAAGGCUCUUCAGCAGUCUCUUCUGCCUCAGCUCCCUGACAUGGAGCCGAUCUUUUUUUUUCGGGGAUCUUGUUUUUUUCUCGUCACGCUCUUCUCGCGUCGCUUUCUUCUCAGUCUGUUUUCCUCUCUGGUCACGUUUCCCCGUUCCUCGCUCCCUCACCGCUUGCGGACUUUAAGCCAGCGACGGAGACACCGCGGCUGGAGAAACAUUUCGUUUUCUUUGUCUUUUCCUUCUCCCGGCCUCCCGUCGAUCGUGGGUGCCGGUGAGAGACAGCACUCCAGCGACCCGCCCCUGUCCUCGCUUUGCAUCUAGGGGAGAACCUUAUUGCGAGGUGCUCCCGGUUUUCCGUUUUUUCAGAUGCGUCAGCGAGUCCACUGCAUUGAAACGGUUCGCCUUCUCGUCUUCGCAGGAACCUGCUAGCCUUCGCGGUUUCUUCUGAAUGCGCUGUGGGGAAAAGAGGCUCCAGGCACAGCGUGUGAACUCGCUAGAUGGGGGAGAAUGCCCUUUCCCCUUUUGAACGAAAGGCUCUUGCGACGGUUCCCCUGAAGUUCUGUUUGCCCCCAAGUCUUUUUUUCCAAGAGACACCAACGCGCGUCUGCAGCCUCCAUCUUCGUUGUGCGCAAGGCUUUCUGCCGGACUGUCGAAUCACGAAAACGGCUUCAAAUGGACCCGCGUAGAAGGCAGGGUGUCGUGGUUUGGAGCUUUUGGAGGUUCUGCAGCAGUCCUUCCACUGUCGUUCUCGCGUUCUCUCUCCUUGUAUCCUUUCCUUCCCUCUUGGGUCUCCG
This is a messenger RNA of Toxoplasma gondii ME49, 6240 nucleotides long. RefSeq lists its product as hypothetical. Gene Ontology annotation, cellular component: cytoplasm. NCBI's taxonomy places the organism in Eukaryota, Apicomplexa, Conoidasida, Eucoccidiorida, Sarcocystidae. The transcript is spliced from 5 exons. The record is from RefSeq and is a predicted model, not a curated record. The coding region runs from base 252 to 1703 and encodes 483 amino acids.